CUGCUGGAAGGAGUGAGGAGAGUGGAGCUCUGUUCUGUUGUGUUCUGCCGCAGCCCACCACCGAGGGGAGGGGGCGGUGGAGCGGGGCUUACCGCUGUGGAGCCCGAAGCCUGACGCGGGACGUUCUCGGUCUCGCGGACCGCGGAUUACUCCAACUAGCACGCGCACGAAGCUAGAAAUAAAUACACUAUGGAAUGAUAACGACUGACAGCGCAGGAUGGGCCGUCAUUAAAAUCAGCUUUAACUUCCCCCGGUGGCGGCUCAGCUUCGAAAUGGAUGAGUUCCAUCCAUUUAUUGAGGCUCUGCUACCCCAGGUUCGUGCCUUUGCCUACACAUGGUUCAACCUCCAAGCCAGGAAAAGGAAGUACUUCAAAAAACACGAGAAAAGGAUGACCAAAGAAGAAGAGAGAGCUGUCAAAGACGAACUGCUUGGGGAGAAGGCAGAGGUGAAACAGAAGUGGGCCAGUCGUCUUUUGGCCAAGCUGAGGAAGGACAUUAGACCUGAAUGCAGAGAAGAUUUUGUCCUGUCAAUCACUGGGAAGAAAGCUGCAUGUUGUGUGCUGUCCAAUCCUGACCAGAAGGGCAAAAUGAGACGCAUAGAUUGUCUCCGACAAGCUGACAAGGUUUGGAGGUUGGACCUGGUCAUGGUUAUCCUGUUUAAAGGAAUUCCUUUGGAAAGCACAGAUGGAGAGCGCCUGGUGAAGGGAGGCCAGUGCUCAAAUCCAGUCCUCUGUGUCCAGCCGCGACACAUUUCAGUCUCUGUUAAAGAGCUUGAUCUCUACCUCGCUUACUACGUACAAGAGAGAGAGGCAGAACAGAGCAGCAGCCCUGGUCAAACAGGCAUGGGCUCGGACCAGGAGGACAGUCGAACCGCCACCAUGGAUGGUCCAGAGUUCCAGGAGAGUUUUGUGACAUCAGGAGUUUUCAGUGUCACUGAGUUGGUGCAAGUCUCAAGAACUCCAGUAGUUACCGGAGUUGGACCAAGUUUCUCUAUGGGGGAGCUCCAGGGUCAUCUGGCCUAUGACCUCAACCAGUCAGUCAACCAGCCAGUUGGAAUUAGGCGAUCGCUGGCCAGCACCUCGUCCAGCGGGAGCAAACGCCGCAAGUCUGGCUCCAUUGAGGAGGAACCUGACAGUCCAGCAGGGGAAUAUUACCACUCACCUUCCUCACCGGCCAGCAGCACUAGGAACUGGACAGAUGACAUGGAAGGAGGCCUGUCACCUCCAGUGAAGAAGGCAGAGCUGGACAGCCCGUCACCCCAGGAAGACUCACCCAGAUUGGCCUCCUUCAUUCAGCACCAACGGCCAGUCAUAGCAGUUCACAGUGGUAGUGGUCUUUCUCGGAGUCCACACCCCACCUCAUCUAUUCAUUUUCCUUCGUCCUCUUACUUCCCGCAUGGAGCAAUCCGCUAUCCUCCUCAUCUGACCCAGGACCCACUAAAGGACCUGGUUUCACUGGCUUGUGACCCUGCCAGUCAAAACUCUAGUUCAUUAAAUGGCAGCAACCAGGUCAAACUUCCCAGUCACUACAUCUCAUCUCAAAUGUUGGCACCACCUGGAGCAGCACCCUCCUUAGCUCCGCCCACAUCCUCUCUAACCAGGCAGUCACUUCCCGCAGAGUCAAAGGCCACUACCACCUCCUCUGAUGGGAGCACAAACUCCCCUACAUCACCCAGUGAGGACAGAGUGAGGGAGAGAGGGAGAAGAAGAAGCACAACUACUGGAGAUAAAGACACAAGCAUACUCUGCCCCUGGGACACCCCCUGCCAACCGCACCUCCUUUGUUGGAGUUACCCCUCGAGACCCUGGUGGACUCUAUCAAGCCCAGUCUUGGUAUCUGGGCAACUGAGUGAACUCUGGAGUGAAGAUGAACACCGACACCAGAGAAGGCUGUGAACCUACUGUGUCCCCAGGAUGAAGCCCUGCUUUCCCAGGACGGAUGCCAGCCUUUACCCAUGUGCCCUAGGUGUCUACAUUAUGUCUAUAUGAGGCCUGUUGCCCGGAGCUUGUAUAGACCUCUCCCUCUCGCCGCCAAAACGCCCCCUCUGCUGCAGGUGCUUUUUACGAUAUAUGCAAAUAAGCCUUCUUUACUGUCUGAAGCCGACUGGGAGGAGAGAUUCUGUUGUUAGGAUUUAAAGUUUCUUUGCAAUUUUUACUAUGUUUUUGCCUGAAAAACAUUCAAAUUUAAAAUGUCACAUUUCACUUCCCACCAAAAACUAAGGCUGUCUUUUUUACUGACAAUCAUCAGCCUGAACCCAUUUAGUUGUUUGCAAGCCUAUCAUUUCUAAGAUUUAGACUUAAGACUUUUUAAUCUGAAAAUGAGUAAUAGUGGGAUAUAAGAGCUAUAUUCAUGCCGUCUUGAACACACUACAGUGCUGAAGUUGGAAGGCAAUAAUGGACCAGUGACUGCAUUGAGGACUGGCCCAUCUGCAGCACACAUCUGGCCAUUGCCAUAAACAUGUACCAAUGGCCAAACGCACAUUAUGUGGAUAAGACACUUACUUCAAGUAUCAUGUGUUGGGACAGCUGGAACCUAGCACCGUGUGGCAUGAUGUGUGUGUUCUGCUUUGUUCUAGAAGUGUUCUACAGAACUCGCUGAUGUGCUUUGUACUUGCAUGUAGGUAGAUGCUGUAGGGUGAUUAUGUUAAAAUUCCUUUUUCAGACUGAUGCAAUGAGGCAUGUUACCAAGCAGUGGGCUUUUGAAUGUCAGAAUCUAACAGCAGGUCAGGAGCACAAAGUUCUGUUUUCUUGUACUGACUUGACUCUCACUGUGCACCUUAACCCCACCACGUUUGAAUGCUCUGCUGAGGAGUAGCAGCCAUUCAGGCUGACGUGGCUGGAGGCAGGGGAACAGGAAGCUGAGACAGCCGCAGGUUUUAGUGUUUUCAAACCUUACACAGUGUUUAUUAACCAAGACAAAGCUGCUCUGCUGUGUUAUGGCUGCAUUUUCAUACCUUAGUCUUUUGAAAGACAUUUAAUAGCUUAAUAUUAUACAUGUUUUUUAUCUUUGAUUAAACAUGUCACCAGAUUGAAUCAUGCCUAGUUCAAAUAGGAACAACCAAUUGUCCCAAUGUACAGUAAAUGUAAUGGAUUAAAUCCUGAAUGCAGAACUAUUUAAACUCAUCAUUUUUGUUAAGACAAAUUAAUGCAAGAUCCAAAUGCAGUAAUAGUAAAACCACCCAGAUCGUAUGUUAUAUCAGAUGUCAUCUCUUAGCUGAUUGUUGAUGGUAAUUAGAGACUGGACACAGCCUUAGUCCGUUACACUAACUAGAGCGAGAACCUGUUCAAACGAGUCCUGUGGAUGGAAUCAUGUGUCAUGUAAUGAAAUGGUCAUUGUGCUUGUGUUCACUAGCCAAACUUACAAGGAUGUAUGAGACCAGGACUGUCAGAGCAGAGACAUGACAUGACAACUGCCCAUGAUCUCCUAACCUGCAAAUUUGUUGCAUUUUAGUUUGUGUUACAGUGAUGUCAACAUGUUCAUCCUGUCAUGCAGCUCUAAACCUGCUUGCAGCGUUAUUUUGUAGGCACUUUAACAAUUUACUGCAGGAAAUAAUAUGAGAUUAAACUUUUGUAGGAAUGAACAUUGACUCAUGAUUAUAUCUGAGACAUUUUUUAUUCAUUUCACUCAGAGCAUGGGUGUUUCUGUCAGAGUGACUGCUAAGCAAAUGUAACGACGUCCUGCAGAUAUUAAUCCAUGAUUUGAUCAUUUCUAAAGUCUAAAUAUUCUCCUUUUGCUUGCUUUUAACUGAGGAUGAUGCAGUUUCAGCAUUGUCUGAGCUGACACUGUUUAGACUGCAUCUAAAGUUCAAAAACAGUGGUGUUCAUGUCUUGUGCUUUUCCUUUUUCCUUUCCCAGGGUCCAGGGUUAAAGCUGACAGCAGUCAGUGUCUGCUCUGUAGCAACUGCACACGACUGACUUUCUACUAAAGUUGCUGAUAUGAGCUGGAUUUUGGCAGGUUGAGGCUUAAGGUUUCGUUCAAGGUGGCUUGAAGCUGCUUUAUACUGCAUGGUGCUUCCCUGGUCGCUGUACUGACCUAAAGAAUGCAUGGCUCAAACUGAUGAUACCUCUCCCUUUCAACUUUGCUCUUCCUCCUACUCUGUACAGUACCACAUCAGAGGACAGUGAUGCAAUGGUGGUGGUGUCUAUUUCUUGACAUUUUCUGGCCCUAUUAAACUUCUAUUUUGCACGAUAGUUCAUACAAACACUUUAUGUGCCUUGCCUUCAGUUAAAAAACAGUAAUAUUAUAUGGAAACAAGAUCAUACCUUCAUGGUACAGCUCAAAAGAAAAUAAGUUGCAUGAUUGUAAAACACAAACCAUUAAAGCUGGCACAUACAUUUAUGUAAACCAGCGGGACAUCAGAGAGCUUUACGGAGGGACAGUGUUUGUUCCAUUUAUUUGUUCAAGACUCUAUUUAUUUAUUUACAGAAGUAAACAGCACUGUUAGGGUCAACUGUGUAAGAACUAUGUCAUAGGGAUUCAUCGGGUUGCAUUGGCUUAAUUGCCAUCCUUAAAACCUUGAUACAAAAACCAUGGUUACAUCCCAAGUAGUUCCAAGGUAAGCUAAACUCCUUCUGCUGGUUCAUGAAUGGCAUCAGAGGUUCCAAACAUCUGCCGCUGAACCAAGGUUCUACAUUUUGUGUGACUUUUUGACAACAGAUCAGCUCUUUGGCAGCUGAACAAACCCACAAACCUUUUAAAAUGUCUGAUGGACACAGAGAUGUGCAAAAUCAAGUAAACACUGCAAGUCUCUAAAUGUUGAGCUGUCAGCAUUGCCGUGUGUGGAUUCCACUUUAGCGAAGUGAUCUGUGCUGUUUGAGAGAAGGGAGCAUUGUUUGUGUAUGUAUUAGGAAGCAUUAAAUACAUGCAGAUCCGUUUAAGUAUGUACCUAUUGAGAGGACAAGGACGAGCCUUUAAUAGUAUGAAGUGUUUGUAGGGGUUCAGCCACUGACGCUAGCGUAAUAAAAGCAGGAGACCUGCUCUGUGAUUUGUUGUUCGAAGGUUAAAUGUCUGACCACAUGUCGAACCAUGUGACAAGAAAGUACCAAACGCCACAGCAGAAUUUUGUAUUGAUGCAUGCACUAAGACCUUUUCCUUUUCAGCUUAUCAACUAGCAACUAUUAGUUUUUAGUUCAGCUUUGUUUUUAUUGCUUGUACAUAUAAUUUAAGACACAGCAGUAUGUAUAAAGUUUGUAUUAUGAACUCAUAUAUAGAAUGUCUACUGUCAGUUUUCUUUGUUUGAAGCUGGUGGCUGAGCCACAGAGCGUGGCACCCAUGAAAUGGGAGCUGAUUGUUGAUGGUAAUUAGAGACUGGAGUAAACAAAGCCUUUGUCUGUUACGCUAACUACAGCGAGAACCUGUUGAAACGAGUCCUAUGGAUAGAAUCAUGUGUCAUGUAAUGAAAUGGUCACUGUGCUUGUGUUCACUAGCCAAACUUUCAUGGAUGUAUGAGACCAGGACUGUCAGAGCAGAGAUAUGACAUGACGACUGUCCAUGAUCUCCUAACCUGCAAAUCUAUUAUUUGUUGCAUUUAAGAUUGUGUAACAUGACAAUUACCCAUGAUCUCCUAACCUGCAAAUUUGUUGCAUUUUAGUUUGUGUUACAGUGAUAUUAACAUGUUCAUCCUGUCAUGCAGCUCUAAACCUGCUUGGAGCAUUAUUUUGUAGGCACUUUAACAAUUUACUGAAGGGAAAUCAUAUUAUAGAGAGAUUUGAAGAUGCCUGGACAUGUAAGCUGUAUCCUAAUAGUUUGAAUUAUUAAAAUCCAUCACUAAUUUAUGUAUUGAUAAACUGCUAAAAUCUAAUUUAAUUAGAUCUAAUUUUAACUAAUGUACCAAAGGUGAUGUGCUCAAACCCUAUACAUUAACUUGAUUAGCAAGUACAGUUGCUGUAACUUCUUCAUGAAUUAACUUAUUUAUUUUGAAUCAUAUAAAUAUUGUAGAUCUAUAAUGUGUUCUUUUUGUAUACAAAACAAAAUGCUAUAAACACAGGUCAACAUGCUGUAGUUAGGGUAAUGUUUUAAUAGAAUACAGACAUGUCUAUGUAUUCCAAAGUAUACUUUACAUUUAACAUUAGAAUUUAAAGACUUACUUUGAAUUAUACAGUCAAUGUCUGUGCUCAUGGAGCCUGCUGCUCCACAUUCAUCCAUGUGUCCAGUCGAGCUGAACAAAACCUUUGGAUAAACAUGACAUUGACUGUUUCACAAACUAUUGCAGUUUUACUCCUCGUCUGCAGUGUGUAAUCUACAGUAGCUGAUCCUUUGCCAUCCUUUGCCAGCCAGAUGCUUUGUAUGCAGCAUAGUCUGUGAUUUCCCUUUUAGAGUUUUCACCUGUGGCUGUGAUAGACAGUGUAUUGAGAAUGUCUGGACUUCCAGUUCCUGGCUGAGGUCAAGUUGAAGCUGUUUGGAAACAGAUUAAUUUGUUAUCAGCCACUCGACUAAUCAGUAGCAUUUGCUUUUGGCUCACAUUGUACAUCUAGACAUGGUUGAUAGCAGGUUAUCUUCAGCUCAUCAUCCUGUUUAUUUUCCUCAAAGCAGAGGGUUUGAGAAUGUCCUUCAUUAAUGUGAAGGGAUGAGACAAGAAGAGGAGGUGAUUUCUAUUGCUUGUGGAGUUUAAUUUAAGUCAAUAUAAAUCCAGAUUAUCAUCCCAAACUAUUUUGAAGAGGUGAGUAUGCUUUUAUUAUGGCUGAGUAAAACUGGAGGAGAAUGUUGUGCUUAACUUAUUUUAAGCUCCUUUUAAGUGUCAGGAGUUGACUCUCACACAGUCGUAUGACUUCAAUCUGUGGAUCGUUCCCAGGAGACAAUUUCAGAAAACAACAUUAUGCUCUAAAACAAGCGUCAUUAAUAGUUAAAGUCACUGAUAAAAUGCCUUUACUUGCUUUAACCUAGCACUGACUGUGCUCACUAAUUACUGAAUACCACAGUGUGAUGACUGAAUUCCACAGUUACCAGUAUCUGAACCUCACUUGGACUCUAAUCUAAUCUCAGGAACAAGUCAAAGAACAACCAAAUUCAUACCAGUGUAGAGACUGUGGUGAACAGCUCUGACAAAGAAGACCGAAUAAAAUGUUGAGACAUUGCUGCGUUGGCUCAACUUAGUAGUAGUAUUGACUUAGUAGUCAAUAAGGUUUAUGAAGCGUCUAUAUUACAACUGUUGUGGUGGAGUCAGGUGAUGGCAGACAAGCUCCACACUCCAACACAUCACAUCAUAGUACAACCACUGAUUUAGCUUAUUGCUUGUGGCAACAACACUCAGAAUAGUGAAAUGCUGCUUAUCAUUACAUCAUCAGUCAUUUCAGUGGAACCAAUGGUUUUAUUCACUGUACUCUGACAUCAGAACUAACUCUCGAGUACCAGUAUUUACAGUUCUGCAGUAUUUUAUUGCAGUCUACAAGGCAGUAUUUUUAUUACACCAACAGUGUUACUGCUGCCCCACAUUACACCUUAGGUUUUCAAUACUAAUGUAACCAUGAGACCACUGAGCUCCACAUUUUGCCAACUAUUAGCUAGGUUAGAAGAUGAAUCACCAGGCUUUCUGGACUCCUGUUGUCAUAUUGUUGCUUGUGUGGAACUUGCCUCUGGCUUUGGUUGCUGGUAAAAGGAGUGACACAGGGCACUGAGGCUAAUUUUGCUCUUUGGCUUAGCAGAUGUGAGCUGUAUGAGGAACACAAAGACUGUGGCUGAUGCCAGGUGAAAUAUUUUCAUAGGAGACUUUUUGAAUAAGCAGUGUUAUUGUUCACCACUGAUCACUAAGUCAUAACACUUAAUAUCAUACAAUAUCACUGAGCUGAACUACAAACCUUCACUGAGCGAUCCCACAUUGAUUCUUUUCUUAAGAGAUAUUUUUUUUACUCCAGGCUUUUCGAAACAAUUCUAGGAAAGACUGCUUUGCUUAAUUAAUGUCAGAGGGCUAGGGUUAGGGGCAUGUCAGCUUCUAAUACAUUCUGCACAGAUCACAGCCCUUUCACAUCGGUCACGGUUUCUUCACUUCCGUAGUCAAGCAGACUGUAGCACCUCUAAACGGACACACGUCUGAUGUUAGAAUACAGCGUGGUUUCCGUAAUAAGCGCUGACCUGAACUCUUUACGGUACAAGCAGUUGCUUCUCUAAACUCUAAACUUUAUGUUUUUCUUUUUGACAUUUUGAACUGAACUUUUAUUAGCAGACAAUGAACUGUUCCUAUUUAGCUGAAUUCAGACAAAAACAUAAGAGCUGUUGACUGAACGCUGCCUUGUGAAGUUUACCAGCCUGUAAAUGUAUCAUUUUUUUAAGAACCAGUGUUUCUGACCUAAUGAUUUUCAUCUGCUGUGGGGAAGUUAAGGUUUUGGUAAAAUGCCAUUAUAAUCAUAUUUAGCCAUUGCUGUCAGCAAAUGCUGACAAUUCAUUACUGGAAAUUAAUAUGUUUUCCUAUGCAAAACUAUACCAUAAAUAAACAACCUAUAUCACUACA
Messenger RNA from Betta splendens (Siamese fighting fish), 8443 nucleotides. RefSeq names its product nuclear factor I/C (gene nfic). Gene Ontology annotation, molecular function: DNA-binding transcription factor activity, RNA polymerase II-specific; RNA polymerase II cis-regulatory region sequence-specific DNA binding. Gene Ontology annotation, cellular component: nucleus. Gene Ontology annotation, biological process: regulation of transcription by RNA polymerase II. The transcript is spliced from 15 exons. The record is from RefSeq and is a predicted model, not a curated record. Bases 195 to 1895 code for a protein of 566 amino acids. NCBI's taxonomy places the organism in Eukaryota, Metazoa, Chordata, Actinopteri, Anabantiformes, Osphronemidae.